This is a messenger RNA of Vombatus ursinus (common wombat), 1470 nucleotides long. It is a transcript of the gene SPEM2, whose product is annotated as SPEM family member 2. NCBI's taxonomy places the organism in Eukaryota, Metazoa, Chordata, Mammalia, Diprotodontia, Vombatidae. The record is from RefSeq and is a predicted model, not a curated record. The transcript is spliced from 3 exons. The coding region runs from base 1 to 1470 and encodes 489 amino acids.
AUGGCUGAGCAGAUGCACUCUGGCCAUAGGCCUGCAAGAAAUCUUGAUCCUGUAGACUUGAUCCUUCUACUCCUAAGCCUCAUUAUCCUGCUCAACCUUGGAAUCAAUGUGAUAAUUCUGAUCUGGCACAGUCUCACGAGGUCCCUACAGAGAACAUGUGAUUUCUUUCAACCUAAAGGAAAGAAGCCUCAGCCUUCCAUUAAGAAGCCAACAGAGGUCCCAACUCUGUGCAUCCACUGUACCUUUGACCCCGUGGCUCUAAAUGUGGCCCACCCUGUAUCCAACCGACAUCGCUGCCUCCGUCAGCACUUAGGAAGUUGCCAUGGCUGGGGAAGCCAACGGGGAAGCCGCCAUAGCCGUCGACACCGUGGCCGCCAACGCCAUCUUCAAUACCAUCACCACCCUCGAACACCUUUCCCUUCUCCCUCACCUGCAACCUCACCCACUCCCUUCUGUCACCAAGAAACCUGGGACACAGACUUAGAAGACAAUAACCAACAGUCCAACUACCAGCAGAGGUGGGACACAACUUCUCAUCCUGGAAAUAUCAGGCAUUACAGGGCAUACUGGCGCAACUGUUAUUAUCCAAGGGGACCAAAUCCCUCUCCUCAAGACCUGAAGGCUCCCAAAAGGGUGGAAGCAAAAUCUGAGUUGAGACUAGAGACUUAUUUUCAGGCAUCUCCAAACAGCUGGCCUCAGAAUCUAAAAGAGAACAUGGAAUCUGGCCCAAUCCCCAGCUCCCCACAAUUCACACACAGGUUCCCUCCCAACUCAUCUUGGAUGCCUGGCACCCACAACCCUGUUCCUUCAGGUGGCCAGAUUUUUUAUGAUGGCUGGGAGCUGAGACAAAGAUUCCGAGAUGGGAACAAGGGGGCUGAUGUCCCCAAGUCUCCCCAGUCUGUACCUCGAAGCUCUGAGCCCCAUAGCUAUGCUGAAAAUGUUGUACCUAGACAGUCUGUGCGGCGCACCACAGUGCCCCUCAUCUCAGCGCACAUCCCCCUAAAUCGUACCCACGUCUCAGCAGGACAUUUGCCCUUAAGCAGCCGGGAAAGGCCAGAGAUAAAACGAUGUGAUGGAGAGCACAGAGAGACAUUGCCCGCCCGGACUUCAACGGGCUCACCCCCUUUCUUCAAUAGACUCCCCAACCAUGAGACAAAAAACCACUAUGGCUCUGCCCCAAAUGAAAACCUGAUACCUGAUACCCAGCCCUUGUCCUAUGUCUCGGUACGUAUGCCAGCCAGAGUUCCAGCCCCUGACUCGAGCCGUGCACCUGCCUUCAUCCCCCUUAGGAGAAGCCCAGGGGGCCUCACCCACUACCACGUGUAUGAUAGCCAGGAGCUGAAGCGGCAAAUUCAGGAAGGACAUGGGCGUCGAGGUGAGGCCUUUUCCUGCUCCCCUGACACACUCCGCAUGGGUCCUUCCUCAUCCUGGCACUCUCUACACAGAAAAAAGGCUGGGAGGCUGAAUUGA